Cheilinus undulatus (humphead wrasse) is the source of this 6808-nucleotide messenger RNA. It is a transcript of the gene c2cd3, whose product is annotated as C2 domain containing 3 centriole elongation regulator. Bases 137 to 6727 code for a protein of 2196 amino acids. The record is from RefSeq and is a predicted model, not a curated record. NCBI's taxonomy places the organism in Eukaryota, Metazoa, Chordata, Actinopteri, Labriformes, Labridae. Gene Ontology annotation, cellular component: centriole; centriolar satellite. The transcript has 33 exons. Gene Ontology annotation, biological process: centriole elongation; cilium assembly.
AUAUGUGUGCGUAGCUCCUGUAGCUGUGUUAAACGGAUUAUUGGUUAGCUGGAGAGAUAAAAACAAUGCCUGUUAUAGGUUCAGCCCCUGCUCUAACCAGGCUGUCAUUCACCGCUCAUACUUACUGAGCUGCGGGAUGAAGAGCAGGAACCAGAAGUCCGUCAAAGCUGGAGGGAGCAAAAAGAAAGUUCCCAGUGAUGUGUCCCCCUCCACCAGCCUACCUCCUCUGGUUGAGGGUCAACUACGAUGCUUCUUGCGGGUGACUGUAAGCCGGGUGUUAUGGACAGUUCACAAACCUCCAUCUGCAACAUUCAUCCGGCUGCGCUGGUGGGGAGAGUCAUCAAAUGGGACUCACUUCUUACCAAGAGAUGGAUCACAGCUGUCACAGAAGACCAUAAAGACCACUGCUCGCUUCCCUAUCCGCUGUGGGCCCAAGCAAUUUACCUCCUAUCUUACAGAUAUGGGCUCUCUAGUGCUGGAGGUUCUGACAAAACCAGAUCAUUUGCCGAUUGCAAGGACCCAGGUUACCGGCAUCUCUCGUCUCUCUCUUUCACACCAUAUUAGUGGAUUUUACACCCUUGUUUCUCCCACAUCUGAGAAGCUUGGAGAGCUACAGGUUUCCCUCAGCUUGGAGUCUCUGACAGAAGCUUAUGACAGCAGCAGCUCAUGUCCCGCCACAGAUAUUAGCACUGAAGGACCGCAGGUCACCACACUGACAGUGCCACCACAACCCAGAUCACCUUCAGUUGGGAGCAGCGGUGGAAAUGCACCAAGAGGGAAAGACCACUUAUAUUUCCAAAAUGAGCAAAAAGACCAAGGCAAAGAACAGUCACUGGAGAAUCAGCUGCCAAGAACAAACAUGUUGCAGAACAGUCAAACAGCAGGGAAUCCUUCAAGUCAGGAUUCAACCCAAAAUAACAAUGAUAUCCUCUCAGUUAUUCUUGAGCGUGGAAACAAGCUGAGAAAUGCUGUGGUCGUAUCAGCUUUAAAAUGUGACACAGAUUCUGCCUCGGCUCUGAAGGACACACCUCUGCCUCUUCCAAAGGAUAACAUCCUGCCAACAACCAGCAGGCCCUCCCCUUCUCCCUCUGGGAUGUUUCUUCAAAAUAUACUGCAUGCUGAUUCAGCUCUGAAACACUCUGAGGAUGUUUUUGUAGUCAAAGACAGUGGCUUAGACUGUCCUGCUGCAAUUGAUAACAUAGCUGUAGAUCUGCUCCUUGGCAGUCUUAACACCUCUCCUGUGCCUCUUUUGGAUGGAGAUGGCUCCCCCCCUGAAUCUCUGUCUGACCACAGUAGCAUGAGUUGGGAUCAGAGCUUACUGGAAAAUUUGUUCUACAAAACUCCUAUUUCCGAUACAACACCAACUAAGCCUGAGGCAGGAAAUCCAGAAACAACAUCCUCUAGUCAAAAACAGCUGAAACAAUGUGAACCCAAGAUGAGCGGACGUCCAACUAUAGAGUCUCAGCGGUCUGAAGCUGCAGGUCUUCCCUCUGGUCAGAAAUCUUUACUGAGUUUGAUCCGGCUGGCAAAAGUGACCAUCGAGUCCCUGACCGUACCCUCAGAGGGCACUAAGAACACACCCAGAAAAGUUUCAAGUAAAGGAAAACCGCCUCGACCAUUAACCAGCAAGAAAUGCACAUAUUUCAUUGAAUAUACAUUCCCGAAGGCUUCCGCUUCCAGUCGACAUGAUCGUAGUAAAAGUGGAGAGGGAGAUGUUACAAGAGCUGUUGCCAGCAAAGUCUCUGGAGGAGUGGUGAUGUUCCACCAGCACGCUGUGUUUCCAGUUCACUGUAAUACAACAACUGUCAAACUAUGGUGGGAAACUGAUCUGAUUUUCAAGAUCUACUCGCGGAGGAGUGACCAAAAGAAACCUGCUCUCAUUGGUAAGGCAGUUCACCCUCUACACUGUCUACUGCAGAGUAAACAGCUCUGUCAGUCCAUCGUCUUACCUGUGCAGAGCGUGGCACCAAACAGUGAAAUACAGGAGGUUGGACCUCUCAAGGUGACACUCGAACUUGCAACAAACACCAAAGAAUUCUCCUCUGAAAAAAGUAAACGCAAGUUGGCUUGGAGAGACACAUCACCUUCACAAACUGCACCCAGUCCACAGAGAGAGAGCAACUCCAGAUCCAAACAUGCUGACAAAAGCAGGGACGACUUACAAGAUGGCCCUAUUGAAGAAUCAAGGCUAAAUCCUUGGAGCCCUCAGAAACCCUCGACAGAAUCCCUUUCUUAUCCUGGCCUCCACACAACGCAUAAAUCCCAUCAGUGGGUGGAGGAGGAUCCUGAGGUCCUAUUGCACACCUUACUCAUGGUACCGGAUGGAAAGACCUUUAACUGUGGGCUUGGGCAGGCUCCAAAUGUGUACUUGAACUGUAAACUGUUUUGGUGUGAUGAGACGGCGAGAUCUGUCAUCAGCUGGGGUCGGACCAAUCCGUCUUUUAAUUUUGUUCAGGUGACUCCUGUGGCCUUAACGUCUAAACUGCUGGAGCGGAUGAAGAACAAUGUGAUGGUGAUCGAGGUGUGGCAAAGGACAGGAAGCUCAGGGCAGGAUCGACUUCUCGGUCUUGUUAAAUUACCUCUUCACCAGUUCUACAUGUCAUUCAGGGAUCCAAAGAUUGCCCACCUUCUCCUCCAGGCACAGUACCCUGUUUUAGGGGUAGACUGCUACAUGCCGGUGGUCGAUGUGUUCUCAGGUAGCUGUAAAGGACAUCUUAGGGUUGUUUUGGCUCUUGGCCGAUCAGAGCAGAUAGUUGCCUUUCAGCGUACAAGGGAUGAAGAAUUCAACUCUUUACCUCAUCUUGUGAGGCCGGUUCAUCUGCUCGAUCAUCAGCCACAAUCUCAGACAAAGGUUAUUGCAUCACACAAGGAAUCUAUGAGAGAGCAUGUGUUUGUGAUAAGAGUGGAGAAGGUGACUGGGCUGACACCUCUGCAGUCCACAGUGUGGGGGGAGGCAGACUGCUAUGUCCAGUACAGUUUCCCCUGUCAGGAGGGAGAUGUUGCUACAAAAGGGGACCAGAACCUCAUAGAGACCAGCCUGAACCUGAGGGGGUUUCGCACCACCACGACUCUCUGCAUCCCUGACCCGGUGUUCAGCCACACUGAGACUCAUGUGCUUCUGGCUCCUGAUGGAGUUCCUGCUCAGAGGCUGCUGCUCAGCUCUCUUUCAAGCCAAGGCCUGAGCAGUGGAGGGGGGGUCCAGUUUGAAGUGUGGUGCAGAUAUUAUUAUCCAAAUGUUCGAGACCAGCUCGUGGCCAAAGGAUUACUUCCAUUAUCAAAGCUUUGUGCCAUGAUCACCAUGCAGAGGCAGCAUCCUGAUGAGGCUCAAAUGUUCUCCUUGCCCCUGAUUCCCAGGACAGAGAGUCCCAGUGGAUAUCAGCCUCAGCCUUCAGGCCUGCUGGAUGUGUGCGUUCGGUACAAGCACCGACCAGUGAGACCUGAAGGGCAGGCUGUUAGAGGAGCUGCUGCGCGUGCUGUUACACUCGUGGUUCAAGUCCACAGAGCAUCGGGUCUGCAGGCUGCAGCAAGGGUUUUAUCAGAACAAGAUGAGAGAUUCAGCUACUUUUCUGGAGUAGGAGUGAACUCAUACGUCACAGUCGAGCUCUCCUUCCUGUCUGAAAGUGAGAGGAGGUGCACUCGAGUAACUGCCAGGACAUUCUGCCCAGAGUUUGACCAUCACAUGGAGGUGUCCUGUGAUCUGCUGGUUCAGAGGAGCAGCGGAGAAACCUGCAGCCUGGCUGAGCAGCUGGAAGAAGCCUCUGCUGUCUUCACUGUGUGGAACAAAGACAGUCGCAAAGGAUUAGCAGUGCUCGAUCAUCGUCCAAAAGAUGUGAUGUUGGGAACAGUGAAAAUACCAUUGUCUGAUCUCAUCAGUAAAAGAACUGGUAUUUCUGGCUGGUUUGGAGUUUAUAUACCUCAGGAAACAAGAUCCUCUCACAAUCAGCACAUCUUGGUUGGGGGUCUCGAGAUUGCUAUUUUCUUCGCCCACCACUCGGACAGGGAGCGAGUCAUUCAAGCUGCUCAAGGUGUGGGCUGGGAAAUCCACCACAAUGAAAUUCAAGUGGAAGAGGAAGACUGGUGUGAAAGCACAGGAAAACUGUCAUUGUCUUUUUCAAUGCCUAGAGCAUGGAUCCCUGUCCACUGUUUACUUCUGCCAGGCCACACUGAGCUGCAGCGCUCCACCUAUUGCUACUUCAGGUACAAGUUCUACGACCAUGAAGCCUUUUGCUCCCAGAUGAAACACCCAUCUGUUGAAGAGGAAAGUCAGGCCAUAGUGACAUUCCAGGGAAGUAGAACAGUGGAGGUGAGGAGCACUCAGCCCUUGAUGUGGUAUCUUCGAGAGGAGAGGCUGGAGGUUCAGGUGUGGGUUGCCUUUAAGAAAGACAAAACCCAAAGGCCUAGGGAUACAGACCGCCUGGUGGGUUCAGCGUUUGUCGAUCUGUCCCCUCUGGCAAAGACUUCAAAGCAGAAGCUCACUCUCAGUGGAGUGUACCCGCUGUUUAGACGCUCAGCAGCUGAUCUACAAGGUGCUGCUCUCAGGGUUCAUGUUACCCUUACAGCAGGUUUUGAUCCAGUGGAGGUACCACCUGGAGCUGAAGCUGACACCCAGGUCAACUCAGAUAGCCAGGAGGAGCUUUUACCAGAAGAGGUGGAAGUAGCAGAGCGAACCCCUUCUCCUUCUACGCCCAAAACCUCCAGUAAGAGCAAACACAAGAAGAAAACCACCAGGACAACACCAGACAUUACGUCUGUGCAGCACACGGAAACAAGCCUGGAUGAAUCCUUCCCUGUGACUGUUACUGUGGACCGAGCCAUGCACCUGAAUCUGAAAGGCUGCCCUCUCACAGAGCGCAGUGGAGGGAUGCCGUGCUGCUGUGUUUCAUUCCUCACUGCAGAUUCUGAUGAACCAGCAUCAACAGCGGUAAUAGCUGACUCUGACUGCCCUGUGUGGGAGCAUCACCAUGAGUGCAGACUUUCAAAGCAGCUCCUGGUUGAUCCACAACAAUCCCUUGUAUUCAAAGUCUGGCACAAAGGAGAAACAGAGAGGGUGCUUGGAUUUGCCUCUGUGGACCUGUCCCCCUUAAUCUGUGGGUUCCAGUCGGUAUGUGGCUGGUACAACAUCACAGACUUCAGUGGCCAGUGUCACGGCCAGCUCAAAGUGUCAGUCACUCCACUGAGAGGGCUCCAAGACCUCCGAGGACUGAGAAAAACUGUGAAUGAAGAAGCUUCCACUAACUCAUCAGCUUUAUUCCAGGCCUUCCCUUUAACCUACCACACCACAGCCACCUACAGCAGCUUCCCUGCUCACAUCAGUCGAUACCCCGAGCAGAAGAUUUCAUCACCUGACCACACGGAAAGGCUGUUCUCUGAGAGAUCCAGUGAGAGUGACCGCCAUUUUGAACACAUGGACAAAGUGCGACUGUACCAUCAGAGUCUGCAGGAACAAACAGCCAAUACUUCUGUCUGUAGCACUAGUGCAGCUGACAUCAACCCCUCCAGCUCAUUCCUGUUCUCAGCACUCAGGAAAAAACUGAGUGAGCUGGACAACAUCCAGAGAUACUUCAGUCGCAAGCUCUCGACUCCCACAUUCCCACCCCUGAUUGAGCAGGAUGUUGGCAACAAGAAGGUGGAGGAGAGGGACACAGAGACGGACUCAUGUCAGCUUCUUCUCAGGUCCAACCAGUUAGUUGGAGAAGUCAACAGUAUCAUUAGUGGCCUUCGAGAAGAAAACCAUGAAAUGAUUCCUUCAAACCCACAAAGCAUCUCAACGACUUCCCCUGUUAGAGAAAACAACCUGCAAACUAUCCCUGAAACUGCCUCCAGUCCACGCAGAGAUUCAGAUUCCUCCCAAGAUGACGUGCUUCGUCUGUUAACACCUCUGCCAGAUCUCCCUGAAGCCAAUUCUGACUCUGAAUCUGAGGAAGAAAAGUAUGAGGCCGCUGUGUCUGAGGAUGAAAACAAAGAAGCAUCAGAUAAAGAUGAAGAAAGGACAGUGCUAAGAGAGGAGGAGGAAGUUGAUGGUAAUGUUGAAGACGAGGAUGACGGAGAUUACGAGGAGGUUGUUUUGAAGCCACGGCCUCUGAAUGAAAUGACCUCUUUAACUGACAAAACCAGUCCUUGGACCAGCGUCAUGUCCGACCCUGACCUGGUUUCUCUUCAAAGCUUGGAGGCAUCAGAGGAGACAAAUCUGAGCCAAGACGCCGAAGAGAACUGGCAGAUGAUUAAUCUGCAAACUCAUGACUGUGGCAGGGAACAAGAGUGUGCCAGUGGAGAGGAAAGAGAACUCAGUGAUGAAAGCUUUAAGGGAUCAGCAGGAGAUGUUUCAAACACAAACAGAGAUGAUGAGAAGAUGCCACAAAAUCUACAAGAGAGAGAAGAGCCCAGCAGCCCAGAUGAGGAGUCAUGUCCAUCACCCAUCACACGGCACACCACAGAUACCCACGAUGCUUCAGGCUCCAAGGACAAACAAGAUUCUCCACUCACACCCCUGGUCGAGGUCCCCAAUUUUUUCCUGCCCUCUCACCAACUAGAAGCAUCUAUGAGAACCAUACGAUUAGCCCCAUCUUUCUCCCUCUCAUCCAGUGACACAGCUAGAAGCACUUCAGGUCCCAGUAUGCCACAUCUUCGAGGUCCUCGACAUCGUCCCAACAUGUCGCCACAGUCCAUGAAGAAAGAGACCGAACGAAUAGCAAGAAUAUUUGCUGCUCACUUUGACAAGAAUCAGUAGUGACCAUUGUUUUGGUUUGUGAAACAUUCUCCAUCAGGCUUGCACUGGUAGAAUAAAACAACUAAAAAUUAUGUAAAUUAA